GCAUUUCUUUGUUUGUUUGUACGACGUGAAAAUUGCAGUGAUGUUCCAGAGUGACUCAUGAAUCAGCACUCAGAAAUGUGGGUGGCUGACAAGAACAAGGAAUAAAAGAGCGUGAAAACACUACGCCACACUUUGAGUCUGAGCCUUUACAACUAAAUGAAAACAACGCUGGUUUAGUCUUUAAAAAGUUUUUCUCUGGUUUUGGUUGGGAAAGGCAAACCUUACUGCGGGCAGAAAGGUUAGUGUCGUCAACCAACGGCCACCCAUCCUCAACCCAUGGAGGUAUAAUUCUACCUCCAUGCUCGACCCAACCCAGUCACCACCACAUUCCACUACAUGUAACAUAGGAUAAGGAAUUCGUAACGUAGACACUGUAUUACUGUACAUUGUGUAGUUAACACAAGCGAGUGAAAGGUAAAGAAAGAAGCUACCACUACCACGAAUCGACAACUCAACGUUGUGAACAACGAUCGAUUACAGCAUCUAGUCAACUGAGAUUGCAUUACAACUCAUCCAAGCAAGCUAUUUUCGAAUGUUUUAACAUUGAGACAAUCAUAAAGUGCUCUAGUAGAUAAAUCUGCCAUCAACCAACAUUCAGGCUUCAAACUAUUCCAUCAAGUGUUGGUGAAGAAUGGCAGCAACUCCGUUCCACGCUGCAGUUGUUACCCUCGCAACGUUAUUUAUCACACUGCAGUUAUUUGUGAGCGCAUCGGCGCAGCCAACAUGCUUUGUUAAACCGGACGGGGAAAUUGACUGGGGAAAUCUGCCCAGCUUGGGAGCGUUUAAGACGGUGGUGAACUAUGAGGAGGAUGGAGAACGCAGAGGGCUGCUCAGCGAUCUGGCCAGGGGGUUCGUCAAUACUGUGACGCCAAACUUUGAGCCGCUAUUGGAUUACAUAGCCGAGUUGAUCCAAAGAUUAAAUAAUUACCCAGAAACUUUUGAUGCUUGGGUGGAGGUCCAAAAGGUGUUACCCCUCACCAUAGGCAUCAUUGUUUGUCUUUGUGUGGGUCUGAUCUACCUCAUCCUCGUUCCCAUCAUCGGAAUCAUCUUCGGAUGUUGCCGCUGUUGCAACAACUGCGGCGGGAAGCGAGUACAGGAGGACUCCAGCUGUCCAGGGUGUCUCCGGGUUUACUACACCAUCUUUCUCCUGUGCAUCACAGGUGUCUUGUGUGCUGGAAUGGCCUACACUAACUUCUCAAAUGACUUCAUUGGACACUCUUAUGACACGGCUAAACCAGGUUUAAUAAACAUCACCGAAGAUGGGCAGACAUUCCUGACUGGAGCACUCGAGCAAGUGGAGUACAUCACAGAUGAUGAGUAUGACACCAUGUACUGUCUGGUAUUAAGGGAUCUUAACGAUGUUGGCAAUGAGAUCGCCGAUCCAUUGCUAGACUAUCUGAAAGAGGACGCUGGUUUGCAGGAUGCCAUGGAUGCAUUUCAAGGUGUCACGUCUGGGAUUGACAGCAUGUACGUGGCAUUAGAUGGCAUUAAUUCAUCACGCAGUGAAGUCAUUGAUGGUACAGCAGAAGUCAAGAGUUUACUUGAGAACGUGAAGGCCAAACUGGAUGCACUCGCCUGUGGCAGUUGCCCAGAUACGUCAUCGCUAGCUAAUGUCACAAACUAUAGUAUGAUUCCUGUUGUGGAUACUCAGUUGAAUCAGUCGCUAGCAGCAAAGACCCUUGCUGAUGGAUUGUAUAGCAAGUUUGAGGGAAGUCUAAACAACAUUUCUGCUGUAAUCAAUGACAAGGCACAGCCAGCAGUAGCUGACGUCAUUGCAGAGUUGGAUACAUUGAAUGCAACAGUGAAGAGCAGCUUCAACCUUAUAUCAGAUGCAGUCAAGCAGGUCAACAAAACGCUGAAGGAAGACAUUCAGGACACCCUGGAAAGUUUGUUUAAAACAGCGGACGACUACUCCAACUAUAGGUAUUACGGUUUGAUUGGAGUGACUUGCUUGACUCUACUGAUCGUCUUAUUUAAUGUUAUCGGUAUCGCCAUGGGGAGCUUUGCUUACAAAGAUGUGCUACCCACAGAGCGCACCCGAAUGUCCAAUGCUGGCGGUAACGUGCUCAUUGCGGGUGUGUUUUUCUCCCUCCUGUUUGGACCUAUUCUCAUUCUAAUCUGCAUGGUGAUGUUUACUGCGUCUGGAACGGGAACCCUGAGUUGUGAACCUCUAGCAUCGCUGCAAAUAUUUGAAAAGACCAUCGAUCAACCUGAUUACAUCAGCGAUGGGUACUUCUUGGGAGAGCAACUGCUCCAGAAUUCCUCUAUUAAAUUGACUGCUUCAUCCAUCCUGAACCAGUGUCAAGAGGACGCCACUCUCUACACAGCUCUGCAGUAUUCAACAAUAUUCACUGUAGAUGAAGUGCAAAAGCAACUGGAUGAAGCAAAGCAAGCUUCUUCAGAUAAGCUGAGGAGUGCUAUUGUAUUGCCAAAUAUAGACCUCUACGACCCAAGCUUGAAAAGCACUUUAACUGGAGCUGUUGACAGUAUUGACCUUGGAAGUAUAGAUCCAGAUACACUCAAAAUGGUGUUGGAUACGAAUGUAACAGUUGAAAAUUUGAAUGAAUUUGCUUCAAAAUUGGACAUUGAGAGCGAAAAAACUGGUAACAUUGCAAUACAGGAACAGCUUCAGAACAUCAGUCUCGAGAUACGGAGAAUUCAAAAUGACUUUGUUACUCCCAUCGAUGUCAACAAGAUGUUGAUUGUGUACAAUGCUGAGGUUCUCUAUGCAUUAAAUGAAACUCUUACAAACAACAUCAGUAACACUGCCUCUCAAUUGAGUGUAGUGGAGAAAGAAGUUAACUCAAACAACACCGAGGUACAACUACAGAAUAUAACAAUAGCGUAUGUGGACACCGUGUUCGGCUACGCUGACCAGUUUGUAGCACAUAUUGAUUACCAGUUGGCAAAGGACUUGGCGCAGUGUAAGCCAGUGCGUGAUUUAUAUGACUCUGGAGUGAACUUACUGUGCUACUAUGCCUUUGACUCAUUGAACACGUUGUGGUUCACCACGGGCUGGUGCGCCAUCUUCAUCCUCUUCUCCAUCUUCCUGGCCGUCAAGCUGGCCAAAUUCUACCGCAUCAUGGACGAGGAGGCCCUGCCCAAGGUCAAGAAGAGCAAGAAGGGAGCGUCAUCCCGGGGGCUGAGCGACCAGGAGAUGGCACUGGAGGACAUGUCUGAAGACGGCCACACAGGCCAUGAUAACAUUCGUCUUGUAGAGAGUAUCAGACAGCAAGGUGGAAUGCAACCUCAGCAGAAUCCUCACUACAUUCCAGAUGAUGUGAUCAAUGGUUAUGACAGCUACAACAAUCUUGGCCGUCCGAUGGCACCUCCUCCAGCCUACCAUCCCGGUGAGCCCCUUAAUAUUCCUCCACAUGACUAUUACUUCUAGCGCCCUCAACAUCCUCACGAACCAUUCUCAUUGUUCCACCAUGAUCGCAAUCCGUCAUCAUCAGCACAUCAGCUCAAUUUAUACCACCAUGAUCAAUUUCGUGUACAGAUAUUCUCAUUCACUCAUUUUCAUUUAGGAGAAGUUGAGAAGCAAACACUGCAUCAGGGGCCUUUCUCAAACCCCUGUUUGGGAUCCGUAUACGGCUCGGGCUCCGCUUCGAUACGCAGUGGAAACACAGCGCCUACGAACUGGCCUUUAGGCCUGUACAACUUUGAAGCAGCGUGUAUUUGCACGCAGUGAUGGUUUUGAACAUCACAAGGCGCCUGGAGUCCGCACUUGAGCCCAAGCCGAGGUUUGAGAAAGACCCCCUUGUCUCGCCCUUAUGCUAUCUAUCGAGCCUUUAGUCAGGUACCGAUGACGUGUGAACCCACCUCAUAAUGAUCUUUACCAUGUCUUCAAGGUACCACACUAAGAAGGUCACAUCUUUGUAACACUACUUAUAAGGGCUGUGGUUACAACUUAGGUCCCUGUCCACCAUUUUGAAUCCCAUGCUGAAAGCACCCAACUUUAAAACUUCUGGGAUCGCUCAAUCCUUAACCAGAGGUGUACAAAGUAGUUUCAAAAAGGUACUACGGGUGUUUUAACCAACAGGUGGUUUUUAUGUUUAACACCAAGUUAAUUUCCUGUAAUAAUGUUGAUGGCGUUUUCUCCAGUUUAUUGUAAGGUUCUGAUUUUUGUUGUCUGUUUAACAAUGUGAGACUGUC
Molecule: messenger RNA, 4155 nt
Organism: Asterias rubens (European starfish)
Lineage: Eukaryota; Metazoa; Echinodermata; Asteroidea; Forcipulatida; Asteriidae
Product: prominin-1-A-like
Exons: 22
Coding region: 632-3391 (919 amino acids)
Cellular component (GO): cilium; apical plasma membrane; prominosome
Molecular function (GO): cholesterol binding
Source: RefSeq, a predicted model, not a curated record